UUCAUGCGCACAAGUUCUCUGUUUUGAUUUCCGUUAAUUUUUCGUAGUUUCGAAGUUUUGUUAGAAACAUACAUCCAGUGAAAGUUUUUUAAAGAUAUGUUCUUAGUGUUGUGCUGGAGUUUGUGUUUUGAGGUUAUGUAGGUCAACUAAAGUUCUUUUUCAUAAUUAAUAUAUUAAAAAAAAAUAAGUGUAGUAAGUUUAAGUCACGCUGAUUCCAGUUUUUUAAAACCAAAUGGGGCCAAUUCAUAAAGGCGCAUUUAUUAAGCAUGUCCAGGCCUUGUGUUCCUCACGACGCAAGCGUUGGGACGCUAUGUUCAUCAAGUACGAAAAAGAAGGAAAACUGGACCAGUCAACAUAUUCUUUAGACGAGAUGAUGACUAUAAAAGAUGAGCCAGACCAGGAGCUUUUGUAUUCAAAUAAUAUUAAGCAAGACAAACUAUCAGAAGACGACAAACGGCUCGUCCACAGCAUCGAACAGGUUUUAAAGAGCAAUUUAAAGCAGCUAAUUUUGCAGAGGGAAAAAACAAAAUUGCUGCUCAAUCGAAAGGAUUACAGAAAAAUACACCCACAAGUAAUACAUGAAAUUAAAAGACUUAGACAGACCGUGUCUGAAGAAGAUCUAGUGAAAUAUAUUGGUUGGUGCGUAACUCCUAAUGAAGAUGUAAAAGAAUUCAUUGAAGAAGAAUUACAAAGCAGCUUUAAGAAAUUGUUACUAAAUAUGUUCCAAUGUAAAUUGGAUAACAUUGAUCACAAACUGUGGAAUUUAGGUCUUCUGGAGGAGUGGCAUUCUUUAUCCAGAUACUUGACAGAAGAAGACAUCGUCGUAUAUGGUGUUAAAGCGGUGUCAGAACACUUCUGAGGUUUUACCAUUCUUAUAAUUUGAUAUUUUGUGUUUCUUAUUGUUUUAAUAUUUUUACAUGUAAUGUAUUACGUUUUUGAUAGCAUUUAUUCUGUAUUAAAAAGCAUUAAAUUA
Molecule: messenger RNA, 973 nt
Organism: Zophobas morio
Lineage: Eukaryota; Metazoa; Arthropoda; Insecta; Coleoptera; Tenebrionidae
Exons: 3
Coding region: 233-859 (208 amino acids)
Source: RefSeq, a predicted model, not a curated record